AUGGCUGGUUUAUUUUAUGAUAAAAAACUGCAUGGGUUUUGCUUCUCUCAUAAUUUCACAGAAGAAAGAAAAUGGACAGACGGACAGACAGACAUUUUCAAAGAGGAAAAUUUUAAAUGCAUACAUGCAAAUAUUAGAAUAAAGUUGACUUUUUUAUUGCGCGACGCAGAUUUGUGCAAUACAAAACCUAUUUGUAAAAGUUAUUUUACGCGUCGUAAUUCUAUUGGAACACUAAUCAUGCAGCGGGAAAAAAGAGUAACAUGCCACGUUAAUAAACUGCGCCAAAUUUUUAACUGCUUUUUUAAGUAUUUCCCCCAUAUCUUUUAUAUGGGGAAGUACAGUAAGAUACAAUUAAAAAAAAGUUCCGGUAAUGAUUCAGCAAACAAUAGCCAAUUAAAUACAGAAAGACGAUUUCCUCCAUUAUUUACGCGUGAUAUAAUUUUCAACACAGAAAGCAAGAGGGCGUCAUGUUUACAUCAACAGCGUAACUGGAAAGACCAAGAAGUAAGUAAAUCUUCACAAGUCCUGUUGAGCUAUGUAUGCUGUGUGACGUCAAAAAUAAACAAAACUUGUGCGAACCAAGUUGGAUUUUGUUCGAUAAUGGUGGUGACCGUUAAUGUAAUUAUCGAUUUUGGUGGACAAAAUUUUGACAUUAAAAAAAAAAAUUAUGCCAUGCUAUUUUUUCUGGCUACCACAAAAUACAUUUUGUUCGCCACUCUUUUAAAAGAGUUUGACAAGACAACUCCAAGGUACAAGGGAAAAUGCUUCUACUUAGUUAAGGUUCCACUUAUCCGGGAUUCCACAACUGGAUAUUGCUUCAAUUUCACUGCCAAUAAACAAGUGUUUCAAGAAACUUGUGGUAUACCUUUCAGGAGAAAAGUUACAAUGGUAAUAAAAUGCGCUGAGGAGAUACUAAUGCAUGCAAAUGACACAUUCUAUUUGGCGAGUUUAAGCAAGAGAGAAAUUUUUCCAAAGACAGUUUAUUUUAUUUUAUGCGUUCUAACUGUAAUCAUAUACGCCAUUAACUUAACAGGAAAUGCAGCAGUAAUAUUUUCUAUUUUACUACAAAAAACCUUGAGAACACCUAUGAAUUAUCUUAUUUUAAAUCUGUCGAUUAUACACAUUUCUUCUGGUACGAACAUCCUGUUUUUCACGUUUGUUACGGAUACUGGAUCAGUUGUGGACACACAGAAGAAUCAAGAUCUUUUAUGUGGGUAUAGUGAAGGAGUGGGAUUUUAUUCAAUUUGCGCGACAGUAUAUUUGUUUACAUUGUGUGCCAUUAGCAUAAACAGGUUCCUUGCCGUCCAAUUUCCAACGAAAAAGGAAUACCGAAUGAACAAGAAAACAGUGAUUAUAUACAAUGUACUCGCAUGGUUUGUUUGUGCUGGUUUGGCUUCUCCAUCAUUCCUUUCUUUUCGUUACAACAGGCAUGUCCGACUAUGUUUGCGACAAUGGAACAAUAUCAAACAUUCAUUUGUAUAUCGAAUAAUUCUUAUUUUCUUUGCUGUUACAGUUCCAUUAGUGUGUUUUCUCCUAGCUUUAUCCGCUGUUAUAUGGAAACGAACGAGAAGCAGAUUUAAUCGCCAAAAUAGCGCAUCAGCAAGAACUACACCGCUCAAAAAAGCAGAGAAAUUGAUUGCGUUGUCGAUGGUAAUUUUAUUCAUCUGUUGGAUUCCUUUCGUGAUAUACUGGUGCUUGUGGACUGUAGGCUACUUUCCUGGUUGCAGUGGUAGCAUUAAUGCUAUGAAGUGGAUUCGAGUGACGAUAUUAUGCUCAACAAUCAAUGGAGCAAUUGAUCCAUUCCUUUAUACGUGUGGCAACACGAAACUAAGAAGAGCAGUGACAUCAUGCCGUACCUGGUUGCUAUCACGGAAAAAAGUUUCUGCCGUAAAUAACGUAAUAUGAGAUGUGAUAUAAUAGUAGAGAGAAACGCCCUAUUUGUACUGGGGUCAGACCCGCUAGUUUCUUUAUUAAUUUUUUUGAAUUAGCUGCAAAGGAAGAAAGUGAUGCACGAGCAAAAAGCUAAUUUUUUGUCAUAGCAACGAAAUAUUUUAACGCUUUAUUAGACCAAAAAUCAAAAGCUUUAUUUGUUUCUGCAAGGUAAAUUUAAAGAUAUGAAGACAUUAUCACAAAAUCAAAAAUGCCACCAAAAUUAUUUUUUCAAGGAACAUAGCUCUUUCUAUUUAGGAAAUAGGUUAGGGGGAGCCUCUCCUUGGACUUAAAGACUCUGGAAAAGGCCCUUAAAAAUCUGUCUCCCCCUUCUAUUACAUACAUCCCCCCCCCAAUUAUGCAGCACGUUUAGACUUUUCAGCAGUAUUAGGAAGUGAAAAAAAUGUCGUGUUUUGCGAAAGAUAAUCUAACUUCCUGACAACAAAAUGAGAAUUAGUUAAGGCUAUUGCGUUAGUAGGAGGUCCGGAAACACAGUUUCAAAUAACAAUAAAAAUAAAUAAAUUAAAAAGCACUUAACUAUGCAUUACCUUCCCCCUAUUUCAGAUAUUGAAAUACAGCUCUAUCAAUAUCUACACUAACACCCACCCGACCUAAAAACUCACAACAUUGGAUCCGUAAUAACCUGCAUGUAAAUAGGUUACUAAAAGUUUUCGUGUGUACUGAUUUCUUGACGCAUAUCUAUGCAAAAAUUUCUUAAAUAUGUGCAAACUAGUACACUUUUAUACUGAGUCGCCCAGAAAAUGUGUUUGAGAUCAAAUUUUGCA
Molecule: messenger RNA, 2714 nt
Organism: Hydractinia symbiolongicarpus
Lineage: Eukaryota; Metazoa; Cnidaria; Hydrozoa; Anthoathecata; Hydractiniidae
Exons: 7
Coding region: 1-1905 (634 amino acids)
Biological process (GO): G protein-coupled receptor signaling pathway
Cellular component (GO): membrane
Molecular function (GO): peptide binding; G protein-coupled receptor activity
Source: RefSeq, a predicted model, not a curated record